AUGGAGGCCGCAGAGGCUACUGCACUCAAUGGAAGGAGCGGUAGAGAGGAGCAAGACUUCAGCGACAUUGACAGAGCAGAGGAGAUGAAGUCGCUGCAGCGUGUCCUUGAUGCCUACAUAGAGUACAGGGGCUCCGUAGAAGAUGACAUCAUCAGGUGGGAGCGGUCGUACCACCACCUGACACCCCCUCACCGCGCCCUCGUCCCCGAGCUUCCCUCAAAGUACACAGCCCUGCGCCGCUGCGCCGACCAGAACGCACUUCUGAUUGACGCCAUGCUCCAGUCGUUUGAUGCCCCUUUUCAGUCUCGACAAGCUGAGGACCCUUGGACAGCCACCGCUGUUCCGCAGCCGGAAGCAACAGUGACUGAGAAGUCAACAGACGGCGGGGACCAAGUAGCGGGGGGGGCGCUCGAGCGAACUUCUCAGGGAAAUGGACCAAUCGAAGCAGUCCGGUGGAGCGGCCAGAAAAGGAGCAGGCCCGAAACAAGCGCCUCAGAGCCGACGCCCCGAGAAGUGGGCCAAAAAUUGGGGCCCGCUGAUCAGAGAUCGCUCGACCACUCAGAGGAGGCUGCAAGUGGUGAUGUGGAUCUAGGCCCCUGGGAGACGUCAGGAAUUGGUGUGAAUGGGAACCGAGGGGGGGAGCCUGUUCACAGUCAGAAUGUUGCGGGUGCAGGCAGAGAGCCCGAACCUGUUCGGACUCAAGGUGGUGUGUCUGUUGUUGAAGGGAGGGAGCUUGUUCACAUCCCUGGUAGGACGAGAGGUUACGGAGACUCAGAGCCUGUUCACACUCACGCGGGUAUGGAAGCAUAUGGUGAGGGGCGGCCUGUUCACACCCAUACAAAUGGGCUGCCGUAUGCGUGGGGGGAUGGGCAGGCGACCGAAGACUUUCACAGGCGUGUUCCUCCUAGCGAUGUCGAAAAGGUCCGGUGCGUCCUGCGGAACAUCGUCCGCGACUGGACGUCCGAGGGUGCCGCCGAAAGGUCCGCAUGCUAUGGUCCGAUCCUGGCGGAGCUGCGGAGCUGCUUUCCGGAGGGGAAUUCCGGCUCCGCCCAGCCCCUUAGCUGCGUCGUGCCGGGCGCCGGGCUGGCACGGCUUGCGUGUGAGAUCUCGCGCCUGGGCUUCGAAGUCCAAGGCAACGAGUUCUCGUACUACACGCUCAUCGUGUCCAGCUUCAUCCUCAACAUGACUGAUCAGGCCCACGAAUGGACCUUCUACCCGUACAUUCACUCGCAGUGCAAUACGCGGCGGGAUGACGACAUGCUUCGGCCCGUCACGCUUCCAGAUUUGCACCCGGGCAGUGCUGGCAUCACGGACGGGUUCUCAAUGUGUGCGGGCGACUUCUUGGAGGUCUACGGGGGCCGCCAUCAAGCGGGUGCGUGGGACAGCGUGGUCACGUGCUUCUUCAUCGACACCGCGCACAACGUGAUCGCGUACCUGGAGGUGAUUGCGCGCAUUUUGAAGCCCGGAGGGGUCUGGAUCAACUUCGGACCGCUGCUGUACCACUUUGCGGACGCCCAUCAGUACUCGCAGGAUGACGAGCUAUCGGUCGAGCUGAGCCUCGAGACUAUCCUGCGAAUCGCCAGGUCGUUCGGCCUCAAGCUGAAGCGAGAGCCGCAGUUUGUGUCCACAACAUACACAAGCAAUCCGCGCUCGAUGAUGACGACCCGAUAUAACUGUGCAUUCUGGACCAUGAUCAAGGAUUGAGCGUUUAACACUGACGAGAUCAGACAGAACCGGCGCAUGCCUUUUGACAGGCUAAUCGAAAGAGUAGCAGGUGCGUUAGGCACCCCUGGCCUACCGUACCAAUCAGGACGUUAUGUAGGCCAAUGAUCGCUACAAGCUCCCGCUAUUGCUGGCUCUCAAAAAGGGAUUCAACGUUCUACUAGAUGCAAAAAUAUUUUCAGCGGAGCAGGAUAGACAUGAAAGACAGGUACGGAAUGUUUGGAAGAGAUGGACCGUCAUUCACUUAGACAAGUCCAACAGGGGAUAGAGCCGGAACAUGUCAAUUUCUAGGUUGGUCUGCCGCCUGGCUUUCGGCUCACUCAGUGUAAAUGCACGAUCACGAGCUACGCGCAAAACAUGCUCAUCUACCGGGCAUAUAAG
Molecule: messenger RNA, 2103 nt
Organism: Klebsormidium nitens
Lineage: Eukaryota; Viridiplantae; Streptophyta; Klebsormidiophyceae; Klebsormidiales; Klebsormidiaceae
Source: the annotation of a GenBank genome assembly